AUGCCUGAGACGUCAAUUCCUCCUCCCGCGGCGGUUGCGCGCCAAAGCAAGCCUGUUUCCGAGACGCUUUUGAACGAGAAGUGGGAUCGCUGCCUCUCCUCCCUCCUCAUCCGCUCCUCUCUCGGUCUCUCCUUCGGUGUCGUCUUCUCGGUACUCCUUUUCAAGCGGAGAGCGUGGCCUGCAUUUGUCGGUUUGGGAUUCGGUGCUGGGAGGGCUUAUGAGGAGUGUAAUGGCAGCUUUUUAAGGACGGGGAAGGAGGGUAUUAGGGUUCAACGACCAUGA
This is a messenger RNA of Cadophora gregata, 282 nucleotides long. It is a transcript of the gene MIC10, whose product is annotated as Mitochondrial inner membrane organizing system component. The transcript is spliced from 2 exons. Lineage: Eukaryota; Fungi; Ascomycota; Leotiomycetes; Helotiales; Ploettnerulaceae. Gene Ontology annotation, cellular component: mitochondrial inner membrane; MICOS complex; mitochondrion. The record is from RefSeq and is a predicted model, not a curated record. Bases 1 to 282 code for a protein of 93 amino acids.